Messenger RNA from Rhincodon typus (whale shark), 4044 nucleotides. Its product is annotated as cilia- and flagella-associated protein 54-like. NCBI's taxonomy places the organism in Eukaryota, Metazoa, Chordata, Chondrichthyes, Orectolobiformes, Rhincodontidae. Gene Ontology annotation, biological process: cilium assembly. The coding region runs from base 1 to 4044 and encodes 1347 amino acids. The transcript is spliced from 33 exons. The record is from RefSeq and is a predicted model, not a curated record.
AUGGUGAAAGAAGCUGAUUCAAGACUGCUGAAACUGGAUUCACAAAGGAAGUGCACAAGCAUUCUUAAGUUCCUUCGACUUACUAUGCAAGUGGCCCUACCUAAAGAACAGCUUUGCUGGCUUAUUUACAAUGGUACAACUUACAUUUAUACCAUCUGUAGACAUUUGAUGGUUUUAACACUUUAUACCAAGGCAUUUGAAUUUCUACUAUGGGCCAGCAUCUGCAUGGAAACAUCUAUUCCACUUUCAACAGUUCGUUAUCUAAGAUGGAGAACAACUCUUUAUACUGCUGUGUGUCAGUGUUAUUAUGACUGUGCGUCCGACCUGACUGCAGAGGUGUUUGCUCGUCGUGCUUUGGGCAAGAUCAGUGAAUUAAGCCAAUUGGAAACCAUGAAUCCGUCUCCUCAAACUCCUGAAGUUGGAAAAGCCUUUAGAGAGGCCACUGUCAAGGUAUCAGUAAUGAUAUUUAAAAGAGCAGUAUUUGAAGGUAGAAGAAAGCCAAAAGGAAUUUUGCGGCCUAUGCAAAGAACUAAUUACAAAGAGUCUCAAAAUGACCUUCCCCACCACGUGCCUGCUGGCAUUGGCUAUGUGGCCACCUUCGGAGCACCAACGGUUUCCAUGGAUGACAUCACAUCCGCCGCCGCCCGGUAUGCCACUUCCGGUACAGCCAACGCCAUCAACACUGCUGCUGAUGCCGCCGCCUCCGUUUCCGAGGCCGACAGCACAGACAUUGAGGACGCCGCUGCCACCAACAUCCAAGAUUUACUGGCCUAUGUCGCUCCGCCCACUGCCGACCGGCAGAUGCAAGCCCCUGACAAACAUGGCAUUGGUUACCUGCAAGACACACUUGUGGACAGUGGACACCAAAUGCUGCAAGGGUCAUCAGGAGACCCCUGGAAGAAGCCAGAAGCAAACAAGUUCAGGGCUGUGCUCAGCAGUUACCUAAGCUGCUCCAGUGCUGCACAGAGGCUGACAGCAGAUCAAUGUGAAGAUGGUGUGAGCGUGGAAGCUGCAGUGAGGUUUGCAAAGACUGCGUUUUGCUAUGAGUACUUGGAAGUAUUCGAUAUCAUCAUUGCACCACUUCUCAGUUUCUUAAGGAAAAAUGAAAAUCUGGGCUGGAAGAAUUAUGAGCUUGAUUUGGACCUACUGAUUGCUAUGGAACCAUUUAUUUCACCACGCAAACCCAAGCAUGGACUUCCUGUUGGGGGAACCUGUUCAAUAGGAGGAACACUUCAACCCACUGGGGCCACCAUCUUAUGUGAUGAUCUUGUGAUACUCGCCGAAGCAGUGUUUGCAUAUACUUGUACUCCUCCAGAGGGCCCCAUUCCAGAUGUUGAUAUGGCUGUGGAUGCAGUUCUUUUUCUGUGGCAGAAGUGCAAGACAGUUCUGCAGAGAGGCAACUUUGGGGUUACUGGUUCGACAAAAUACCUAAAGAAGCUGGAUAACCUUGGGAAGUGGAUGCAUAUCCUGUCCAUACUUCAAGAAGUGACUAUUUGGUGCAACUUAGGAGAUGUUGACCCUGUACUGAUGGUAGAUAUUACACUGUACUCAGCAGGGUUGCUUGAAACCCUGGCUGACGCCAGUGUGAAAUCCAAGAGAAAGCCAGGGGAUAUUGCUACACGGGAGACUCAAAGUGACACAGCUACCUCUUCACAAACUCCAGCAAUAUCAAUGCAAACAGAACAUUGUACUCCAACUAAAGUGUUAGUGAAACACCCAGCUGAACAACUUGAUCUUGCAUGUAAAAUGCUUGAGAAAGCUUUGGAUAGCAUUUGCACAGCUCGCUCAGCAACUAUUCCAACAAAAAAAUCCUUGAUUGAUAAUAGCCGUAUAAAGGUAGAGGUGAACAGUUUUCAUUCAAAUAUCCAACCAGAUGAACAGGAAGAAGAAGAUAUUCCACAAGACGAUUCUUAUAAAACAACACCUCUCCAAAGUUUUAUCGUGGAUUUACAUCUGGAACUUAUUCAGGUUUAUUACAGAGUGGCAUUUAAAUUUCUCAAAAUGAGUAACGAGCUACUGAAUUCUGAAAACGCAACCAGCCACGAAACCAUUGGGACUGAUGCAAGCUAUGGCUUUACCAUUUUAAAAGAGGCAGACAUCAUCAAGAAAGUCAAAAAGAACAACAUGUUGAAGGCUAUGUUUCUAAUUCAAAAAGUGAUGUAUCUGUUCAGCAAGGAACAGGACCAGUCCUCCAAAUAUCAACUUCUUGAGAAAGCUGCGACACUGCUACAGAAGGUCGAAACUGAGGAGGAGAUCCUAUAUUCAUUAAGAACAAAACCGACAUUAACUGAUAAUGAAGAACUUGAUGUUGUACCAGCCCCUAUCUUGCUGUCCAGAACGCACAAUUCUGUGAUAUUCAAGCCAGCUCAUUUUCCUUCUUCUAAAGAGGUUUAUUGGUAUCGCAUAUUUGGCCGUACUGCAACAGGAAGCAUUCUGAAAGUGCGUCUCAAGGAUUCUUAUCUUCAGGGUACAGGACAAGAGGUGCCAACAUUUGGUGAGUGUUUACUGGAAGUAAAAGGCCUUGAACCUAAUGAAAAAUACAUCUUUGCAGUUGCUGCUUAUUCAGAAGAUGGAACAAUCAUUGGAAAUGGAAUUGGGAAAACGACAAAGCCAAUCCUAGCAUAUUAUUCUCUUCCUAUCCUUACAGCAUGGACCUACCUUUGUCAGGUUGCAUAUCAGUUAGGGCACUAUCCAGUGUCUAAAGCAGCUUUCUCCAUUUUAUGGAAACACUUUGUUACACAGGGAUGUUUACAACAAAAUAAAUACCUUGUUACUGAUAAAACUGAUUGGUGCAUCUCUCAGAAAAGCUUAAACUAUGUUGCUGUAUCUCUGGCAUCUCCCAUCCUUCUGCGGAGUUUUCUGGCAAGCAUCUUCAUUGAUUCGGAUAUUAGUUGCCAGGAAGAUGCUGUUUACUGUGACUCUCUGUCUGACAAUGGACCUCUCUACAACGGACAACUUAGUAGACUGGCUAAAUGUGAAAGGAUUCUGGUGGCCAUUAAACUUGCCAGUUGGAUCAAUGAUGUCAAUCAAGCACUGCAGGCUGUUGUCCAGUGCUACGGACUUCUUGCACCCCUGAUCUUUCACAGAAUUCCUUCAAUUCCAGUUGUACAGAUUCUCAUAAAAUGUCUGUGUGUCCUGCAACACGUCAUUGGUGUGACCAAGCAAAGGAAACAGGCUGGAGUAACUGAAAGUUUGCAACACAUGACAGCUUGUAUCACAUAUUAUUUAGCAAAGAUAUUACGUUUCUGGAAAGAGUAUAAUCUUGCAUUAGAAGUUGUAGUUAUCGGAAAGAAGAUUCUGCAAUCUGCAUCUCAGGAAAUUUCUACGGAACAAAAGACUGGAGGAGUCGAGGAAGAAGCUGAAUCAAUAAAAAACAAAUGGGAGAGCACCAUUGAAAAACAGAAAUUAGCAAUUGAAAGUUCAAUGCAGGUGAAGGCAAUGGAUAAUAUUACAUCUGAUCUGAAAAAGGAAGGAACAACAGAACCAUUGACUGGAAAUGAAGCAGCGAUUUUUAUGACAAUCUUAUAUGCGCCAGUAAAUACUGCUUACAGUGCAGUCAAGAAAUUUAAAGAUAAAAGUCGAUUCCUGGAAUAUUUUGUAUUGUUGCUGGACAGACUGGUACGGGAGGAGAAUUAUGCAUCUAUUACAAAUUUGGUGAAUGAAGUUGUUGGCAUUUUAGGAAAGCGGAACAAUGUUCUUCUUGGGUCAAGGAAAGCACCCGGAAAAAAAAGUGCAGUCAGACCUUUGAAAAAUGCAGCAGUUGUGCUGGAGUAUCACAAUAAUCCAAGCAAAAAACUGAAGAGAGAUAAAGCAACAAUGAAGGAACUCUUACACAACUUUAUCAACAAUCCAGCUUUAAAGAAUGACCCCAAUGCACAAAGGAAACAAAGAGAAAGAUUGGAAAACAAAGCUAAGGAAGUUUUCCAAACUCUGCUUGGACCAAUUGUACGUGCCUAUCUGCAUCUUAAAAAAUUCAACAAAACUUAUAUUCCCUUUUGGAUCCUGAUAUUUUUACUCUACAUAAUUCUGGUGGUCUACUCUUAG